Molecule: messenger RNA, 596 nt
Organism: Cylicostephanus goldi
Lineage: Eukaryota; Metazoa; Nematoda; Chromadorea; Rhabditida; Strongylidae
Source: the annotation of a GenBank genome assembly
AUGCGAUACGAAUACGAGGAGAAAAUAUUUAUCAAAAAUCAACGGCGAGCUGAUGAUUGUUAUGUUGUUUACUCGGCUGAAGACAAUUCUACCACACCUGAAUUCAAAUUGUCAUUAAAUCGAAUCGCUUCAUGUGGUAUUGAUAUGCGAAGAAAUCCAUCAGUUGGAUUAGAGCUUUUUUCCGUAUUUGUAUUCGCUUUUCAUCCAUCAUUUGUGACAGCUGGCGAUCGUGCAUUUGCUGUACAUUGUCUUUUUCAACAAAAACAGUUGACUGUUUCGACACGAUUCGACUUUAUCAGUGAUAUCACACCAAGAGCAGUGCUUGGUGCGACAGCUUUUGUGCCAACCGUACAGCUCUCGAUUGUUCAUGGACGAGUACCAAAUGGGGCCAAAGUUGCUUCAUACGUUAGUGUUGGGGAGCCAUUGAUGUUAAUUUGGCAAACACAAACAGAUUCACGUAAGUUCCUUCAAUAUGUUAAGCGGAGCGAAAACUGGUCCCCGAGGCUAUUCUUGGAAGCGGAAAAAAGCUUUGGUUUAAGAAGUAGUUUUCCUAAUAGAAUUCUGGCGUGUAUUUUUGUAAAUCGUAUUACUUAAAC